AUGUCUUCGCCGUCAAAACGCCUUUCGCGCGGCUCGCGCAGCUCACGCAACUCGCAGCCCCGAAGCAGCCCCGCUCCAGCUGGUCCAUCGGGUUCGGAUCCGGCAGAGGGGUUGAAUGCGACUCCCCGCCAGACCCGCGGUUCGGCGCUGGCUUCGAGUCCGCUAUUCUUCCAGUCGUCGCCCGCCAACAAUCCAAAUGCAGUCUCGUCUCCUCUCCGCCAGAUGAGCAACUCGCAGAGCACCGCGUCUCGCCUCAACAACGCCCCCAGCUCUCCCUUGCGCCAGCAGACAGACACGCAGAGCACUGGCGACCGCACUCCUCGCGCGAGUGGCACUGGCUUCCUUGGAGAAUCCUCCCCGAUCCGCUACGAGGCCAGCUCCAGCCCCGGGCGCAAUCUUACCCAGCAGUCAGACCUGCGAAGCGAGAGCAGUGCCCUGUUCGUGGGCUCAGAGAGGUCGGCCACUGCCCGGUCGCGGCGAGGAGAUAUCAACCCAGAUGUUCACCGCACCCCCCAGGUCCCGCGCCGCAUCAUUCUCGACGACUCAGGCCGCGUAAUCCGUGAUGGCUCCACCCUUGGGUCGGAUGCUGCCUCUUUCACAAAUAACAACCCCAAUACAUCCGAGGCCAAUGCCCUCAGCGGCUCCAGUCAGGGACUGAUCUGGGGUACUACCAUCUCUAUUGAUGAUUCGUUUGUCGCCUUUAAGGACUUCCUUAAGAACUUCACCAAGAAGUACCGCCUGUGGGCGGAUGGCGCAACCGAGCACGAGACGGACGGCAUGCCCGAGGCCAGCUCCAAGCCCUACUGGGAGACGCUGGAGAACAUGUUGCUGCUUGGCACAAACAAGCUCUACCUUGAUCUUCGCGACCUGAAAGCCUAUCCGCGGACCCUGAAGCUCUGGCACCAGGUACAGUCGUAUCCAAGCGAAAUCGUGCCUGUCAUGGAUCAGUGCGUUCACGACUGCAUGAUCGAGCUUGCGCGCUCUGAGAUGGCCACCCAGAGGGCUUCGCAGAGCACUUCGGGGCCCGCUCCACACGCCUCGCAGAGCUCGGAGCCUACCUUCCCUAGUUCGGAUCGGCCAGAAGAACCGUCUACCCCGCGUCCUUCGCAAGGGCCGCAACAACCGACCCUCGAGGACCAGGUCACGGAGAUGGCCUACGUUGUCCGGCCAUGGGGGCUCAAUGCUAAUACAAAUCUCCGUGAUCUGAACCCGUCUGAUAUGGACAAGCUUGUUUGCAUUAAAGGACUCGUCAUCAGAACCACGCCUGUCAUUCCCGACAUGAAGGAUGCCUUCUUCAAGUGCAGCGUUUGCGGCCACUCCGUCACCGUCAGCCUCGAUAGAGGAAAGAUCCGCGAGCCUACAGAGUGCCCCCGGAUUCGCUGCAAGUCCAAGAACUCUAUGCAGAUUAUCCACAAUCGAUGCAUGUUCGAAGACAAGCAGAUCAUCAAGCUGCAGGAAACUCCCGAUGCCGUUCCUCCAGGACAGACUCCGCACUCGGUGUCUGUCUGUGUUUACAACGAGCUCGUUGACUUCUGCAAAGCCGGUGACCGCGUCGAGCUGACAGGCAUCUUCAAGGUCACACCUGUCCGUGUCAACCCGCGCCAGAGAACGGUCAAGAGUGUGCACAAGACAUACAUCGAUGUCGUCCACGUUCAAAAGGUUGACAAAAAGCGGGUGGGCGCUGACACGUCGACCCUCGACCUCGCAGAGGAAGAGGAGGCCCAUGUCAACGGUCAGAGCCUGGACGAAGUUAAGAAGGUCACACCCGAGGAAGAGGAGAAGGUCAGGGCAACCGCCGCUCGUCCGGACAUCUAUGAACUUCUUUCACGCUCCCUGGCCCCCUCGAUCUACGAGAUGGAAGACGUGAAGAAGGGAAUCUUGCUUCAGCUCUUCGGAGGCACGAACAAGACCUUUGAAAAGGGCGCAAGCCCCAGAUAUCGUGGCGAUAUCAACGUUCUCCUCUGCGGCGAUCCAUCUACCGCCAAGUCACAGAUCCUGUCGUACGUGCACAGGAUCGCCCCUCGCGGUGUUUAUACUAGUGGAAAGGGAUCCUCGGCGGUUGGUCUCACCGCCUACGUGACCCGAGACCCAGAAUCGCGACAGCUCGUCCUCGAGUCUGGUGCGCUUGUGCUGUCAGAUGGAGGCGUCUGCUGCAUCGACGAGUUCGACAAGAUGAACGAGUCGACACGCUCAGUGUUGCACGAAGUCAUGGAACAACAGACAGUGUCGGUGGCCAAGGCGGGCAUCAUUACGACCCUCAAUGCCCGGUCUAGUAUUCUCGCAUCUGCCAAUCCCAUUGGUAGUCGCUAUAACCCGGAUGUGUCUGUCCCCCAGAAUAUCGACCUGCCGCCCACGCUGCUGUCCCGUUUCGACUUAGUCUACCUAAUCCUCGACCGCGUCGACGAGAAGACGGAUCAACGCAUGGCCCGCCAUUUGCUGUCGAUGUACCUCGAGGACAAGCCCGAGUCGGCGCAUUCGGAUGACGAUGUUCUGCCGGUCGAGUUCCUGACGUCGUACAUCUCGUACGCGCGAGCCAAGGUCCACCCAAAGAUCUCGCCAGAGGCAGGGCGGGAGCUGGUCGACGCGUACGUGGAAAUGCGCAAACUGGGCCAGGACGUGCGGGCGGCCGAGAAGCGCAUCACGGCCACGACGCGACAGCUCGAGAGCAUGAUCCGGCUGUCCGAGGCGCACGCCAAAAUGCGGCUCGCCGAGACGGUGACGCGCGACGACGUCAAGGAGGCGGUGCGCCUUAUCAAGGUCGCGCUCAAGACGGCCGCCACCGACUCACAGGGCCGCAUCGACAUGAGCCUCUUGACCGAGGGCACCAGCUCGGCCGAGCGCCAGCGCCGCGCCGAUAUGAAGACGGCCGUGCUAGUCCUGCUCGACGAACUUACGGCCGGCGGCCAGACGGUCCGCUUCAGCGACGUUGCCCGCAAGCUCAGCGAGUCGGCUGGCGUUCCAGUCGAGAACUCCGAGUUCGCUGACGUUAUGCGCACCCUUGAGAUGGAGGGCUCCGUCAUGAUAACUGGAGAAGGCGCGCGGAAGAGCGUUAGGAGAGUUACGGCCAGUGUUUAA
Messenger RNA from Lasiosphaeria miniovina, 3075 nucleotides. Its product is annotated as MCM2/3/5 family-domain-containing protein. Gene Ontology annotation, biological process: double-strand break repair via break-induced replication; mitotic DNA replication initiation; DNA strand elongation involved in DNA replication. Gene Ontology annotation, cellular component: MCM complex; nucleus. Gene Ontology annotation, molecular function: single-stranded DNA binding; single-stranded DNA helicase activity; ATP binding. The transcript has 4 exons. Lineage: Eukaryota; Fungi; Ascomycota; Sordariomycetes; Sordariales; Lasiosphaeriaceae. The record is from RefSeq and is a predicted model, not a curated record. Bases 1 to 3075 code for a protein of 1024 amino acids.